This is a messenger RNA of Sphaeroforma arctica JP610, 652 nucleotides long. RefSeq lists its product as hypothetical. The transcript has 3 exons. Gene Ontology annotation, biological process: protein import into nucleus. Lineage: Eukaryota; Ichthyosporea; Ichthyophonida. Gene Ontology annotation, cellular component: nuclear envelope; cytosol. Gene Ontology annotation, molecular function: small GTPase binding. Bases 29 to 652 code for a protein of 207 amino acids. The record is from RefSeq and is a predicted model, not a curated record.
GGUAUAUAUUGCAUCUGCAGCAAACGUCAUGGCUUUGACCGCAGAGCAGUUAUGGGCUGAUCUGGAGGCGUGCCUUUUUGGUUCUCUAGUAAACGAUGAGGCCACGCGACAUCAGGCGGAGAGCCGAAUGGCACAGCUAGAGACUAUGGAGGAGUAUGCCGUGGUAUUAGUGCGUGGGUGUGUACAUACAGGCAUCAAGCCGCAGACAAGACAACUAGCCUGCAUGGCGCUGAAGAAGUUUAUCAAGGAACACUGGUCUAGCGAUGAUGAUACUUUUAAAGGCCCCGAGUGCUCGGCCGAGGUCAAACAGUUGGUGCGCGCCUCACUACCCACUGGACUAUCGGAUCACGACAAGUCUGUACGCACAGCAGUCGCAUACACCACAUCUAAGAUCGCCUCUCACGACUGGCCUGAGCACUGGCCCACGCUAGUACCCGCCAUCCUAACAACCCUCAACAGUGGUGUGACCGGUAGUGAAUUAGGCCCCGCAUGCGAUGGUGCCGUGCGAGUGCUGGACGAACUAGUGAACGACUUUGACGCAGUAUAUCUGCCACAGCUGAUUGAAGCUCUACUGCCCAGUCUGUUUGCCCUCCUGUCACUGCCAGUCACCAAGGUAACAGAGUGCGCUGGGUUGUUUUUGAACAAAGCGUGA